AAUGCUGCGAUGGUGAAGAUCCUGGAGCUGCAGCAGAGGGCAUCGUCGAUGGACCUGAGUGGGCUCCCGCUGGGCACCGAGGGCUUGGUCCCCCUCCUGCGCUCCCUCCGCCUACACGUGGCAACCCGGGAGCUGCGACUGGCAGGCACACAGCUGGCACUGCCCGCCAUAGGAGAGCUACUCGCCACCCUGCUCACCCUACCCAACCUCACCCUACUUGACCUCUCCAACAACCUCAUCAAUGGCCCCGGCCUGAGGGAGCUCAUCGAGGGAGCACGCCACUCCACCCAACCCCCAUUCCCAAGUCUGCGGGAGUUGAACCUGAGCCUCAACCCGCUGGGCGAGGGCAGCUGGCAGUGCCUGGCCGUGCUGUUGGAGUGUUGUCCCGUGCUCACCACACUCCGACUGCGGGGGCUGUGAACUCACCGCUGCCCCGUUCUGCAGCACCCUGCGCUUAGCUGCGCUCUCCGAGGCAGCUCUGUGAAGACCCUGGAGUUGUCGUGGAACCCUCUGGGGUGCCUGGGACUGCACCCCCUGGCCCGCACCCUGCAACACCUCGACCUCACCCACCUGCAGCUCGACUCCGUCACAACCUUGCCCCCGUGACGGCAACCUCACUGAGCCACUGCUCACCUACCUGGGCCAUGGCAAUAAUGCAUUGACUCAUCUCAGUCUGGCCAACAACGACUUCAAUGACAGCAGUGUCCAGCAACUGGCCAGGUAACCCUCUCUCAUCCAUGUGUCUGUGUGUGUCUGCCUGUCUCUGUGUCUGCCUGUCUCUGUGUCUGCCUAUCACUGUGUCAGCCUGUCUCUGUGUCUGUCUCUCUGUGUCUGUCUGUCUUUAUCCACUUACUUCCCCCAAGCUAGCUACCUCCCAUCCCCCUUACUUCCCCAAGCAGACUGCCACACAUUCUGUCUCUGUCUCUGUGUACAACACAAUAGCAAGUUUAGCAAUUAUAUAUUAAUUUCUUAGUGUCAGUU
Leucoraja erinaceus (little skate) is the source of this 981-nucleotide messenger RNA. RefSeq names its product tonsoku-like protein. The record is from RefSeq and is a predicted model, not a curated record. NCBI's taxonomy places the organism in Eukaryota, Metazoa, Chordata, Chondrichthyes, Rajiformes, Rajidae. Bases 10 to 420 code for a protein of 136 amino acids. Gene Ontology annotation, molecular function: protein binding. The transcript has 4 exons.